Molecule: messenger RNA, 2329 nt
Organism: Anopheles funestus (African malaria mosquito)
Lineage: Eukaryota; Metazoa; Arthropoda; Insecta; Diptera; Culicidae
Gene: x16
Product: serine/arginine-rich splicing factor 7
Exons: 3
Coding region: 436-1116 (226 amino acids)
Biological process (GO): mRNA splicing, via spliceosome
Cellular component (GO): nuclear speck
Molecular function (GO): zinc ion binding; RNA binding
Source: RefSeq, a predicted model, not a curated record
CUACCCGCAGCAUGUUAAUUGGGCAGCGGCGAAGCGGACAUCUUUUUUGUUUAGUGUGAAAGAACAACGACAUUUGCCGCGUUUCGGCCAACUUGGUGAAAAAAGGCAAAUUGACCAUUUUUAUUACUUUACAACCGUGCGAAAAAGCUUUCACGGGAUAGAGAAACAUCACACCAUUAGUUUGGUGCACAAAAAUCGUCCGCCAUUAAACUUCUUCGAGUGUAAAUCUGCGUUUCGAUUUGGUUCUUGGUGCGGCUUGGGGUGGAAGCAGCGUAGCGUCGUCGGCCCGAGGUUGAUUAGAGACACUCGUUCCGGCAGCAAAGUAUGUAAACAUUGUUGUUUGCUGACUAUUCUCUGCCAUCCAAUUCUCUCGCUCUGCAACAACACGCGCCGGCUCGGGGGGUUGCACACAACGUUAACGAAAAACAGUCAAAGAUGUCUCGUUACCCGCACGACGCCAAGGUUUACGUCGGUGAGUUAGGUAACAAUGCCAGCAAACAGGACAUUGAGGAAGCGUUCGGAUAUUACGGUCCGCUUCGCAACGUGUGGGUAGCCCGCAAUCCGCCCGGUUUUGCCUUCGUCGAGUUUGAGGAUGCACGCGAUGCGGAGGACGCAGUGCGCGGCCUGGACGGACGUACCAUUUCCGGCCGCCGGGCACGGGUAGAGUUGUCGACGGGCCGGGGCGGACGGGGCGGCGGUCGUGGUGGACCACCGCGCGGUGGCGGCAAAGGUGGCCGGUUCCAGUCCGAUGACCGAUGCUACGAGUGUGGCGGCCGGGGCCACUUUGCACGCGAUUGCGCACGUUCUGGGCGCAGAGGACGCAAAAGAUCGCGCAGCCCACGGUCGCGAUCGCGUGAGCUGCGUACUCGCUCGCGCAGCUACAGCCGUUCCCGUUCCCGGGAUCGUCGUUCACGGUCGAAGGCAACACCGAAGCGCGGUGGCGGUGUGGCUAACAAUCGGUCAGUGAGCAGAGAUGUUAGCAAAACGCCACGCCGCAAUGUAUCCCGCAGCCCAUCGCGUAGCCGUUCCCGGUCGGCCAAGCGAUCGAUUUCACGCUCGCAGUCUCGAUCGGUUUCGAGAUCGCGUUCCCGCCAUCGCAAUGGAGAUCACAACUAAGCGCAAUCGAUCGAGUAGAUGCCACCAUGAACUAUAAGAAAAAAAAAAAAGCAACAACAACACGUGAGGACGGUCUUUGUUUCUCCUCUCUCUGCUGUAGUGAAUGGGAGGAGAAAGAGACAAUAGGAGAGGUAGGAAUUUACUUAUCACAGAACGAGAAAGGAACACGAAAGGACAUUAUCCGUAUCCCCCAUUUACCCUAACAACUAAUUCUAAUCGCCUUUCGGUGUACCGGUGGUAAACGGCGGUUGAUGCGGACCAACUGUUUACCAAGAUACUCAUUAAAACAAGGGAAAGCGAAACGAUGGAGCUAAAUGACAGGGAAGCAUACACGCAGGGCGACAUUACAAUUAGUACGCACUUUCAGACCACCGAGUAUGUUCGUAAAAGGCGUAACAGGCGUAAAAUGACGGGAGAGUAGAUAUUUUCAAUCCUCCGCCAAAACUAAGACGCUAACGGUGGGGGUGCAAAACCCCGUAUUGCAUACUGGGCCGACCGUUACAGCAACGUAUGGGAGGAGAAAAGCUUUCAUUAUUCACUCUGAUACAAUACAAAACAAAAAAAAAACAAAUACCAGAUGUAAGGACAUUCACUUAUUAGCUACCAAACAACAAACAUCAUCCGCCCUUUCGACGGUUAGGAACGUGUGCGUGUGGAUUUAUUUGCAUUUACUUUCUUUCUAUAACUUUCCUCAUUUGUGUGGACGCCUAUACUCUCGGGGGGAUUAGGUUUGCAAAUCGACGAUUUAAAGGAUACGAGUAGAAUGCAUGUUCUGUUCCACUGAUUCUAGGCUGACCUUUAGUAAUAUGGACGAAGCAUGAACCAAUGUCGCAAUAUUGUACACAGAAAAAAAAACCCAGAACAGCAGAGACCCGCUUAUCAUUUGUGGUAAAGGAAGGAAGUGAAUCUUCACAUUAACUUUCCGGCGUACUCUGUAUGUAGGUCGGGAUAAAAAUGGCAAAAUGACGACGAGAAGGAAGAAAACAAAAAAAAACAGGACAUUUAGUUAACAUUUUCGUAAACACACAGGACAGCACGCUCCUUGCACAGGUUAUCCUCCUUCCCCACAAAAGUACAACACAGGAGAAUGCGAUUAUGUUUUAUGAUUUGUAAUUACAAUUAAUACAGUCUGUUUUAAUUUUGUCUCGUGGCGAUUAGAUAAGUGUUAAGCAAAGAGUGUAUGUGAAUAAAUUUAAAACGAUACUGUCUCGAA